AUAAAGGCCCAAAGGCGGCCAAUGCCUCAAGCUUGAGUCUCUCAACUCUCCACCACCGCCAGCCAGCUCCCUCAGCGACCGCCAGUGUCGACCGCAACCUGCCACGCCAACGCCCAUUCGAUGAAGGAAACUUCACCUGACUCCAAGUUAAAAGAUCGCAUCCGCUCGUGGGCAAGCACCAAGGCGCAUGGCGGCACUCAUCGCUCGGCGAGACGAUCUGACCUCCCCCUCUCCAGCCCUCUCUCCCACGCAACUCCUCCCCCAGGUCCUGACCUGCACCCCGUGAGCAAGUCGCCGCGCCCAGGCAGCGCCGGCAACGGCUUCGGCAACGGUAUCGGUGGCGAUGCAGUUCCAGCUCACCAUGGCGGCGGCAUUGCCGCGUCCGCGCCCGCGCCCGCUCCGGGUGGCCGUGCGGAAAACGGGCCCAGUAGUAGUCCCCUCGCCGCAUCGCCGCAUGCUACGAGGCCGGGGCCUAUCCUAGACGGCGACGGCCAGCCCCAGGACGAGAAGACGGACCCUCCCAAGGCCCACAUCGUCGCUCGCUUCCUGGUGGCCGUCAGGAUCAUCUUGUUCUACUCCAAGCUCAACCUGCUGCUGGUCUUUGUGCCCAUCGGCAUCAUCGUCCAGGAGAUCCCCGGCGUGUCCCCCGGCGUCAUCUUCGCCAUGAAUGCCAUUGCCAUCAUCCCCCUCGCCGGCCUGCUGAGUUUUGCCACCGAGAACGUGGCCCACAAGCUUGGGGACUCUCUCGGCGCCCUGCUAAAUGUCACGUUUGGCAACGCCGUAGAGUUGAUCAUCUUCAUCGCCCUCGUCAAGAAUGAAAUCCGCAUUGUGCAGGCCUCGCUGCUUGGCUCUAUCCUAGCCAACUUGCUGCUCAUCCUGGGCAUGUCGUUCUUCCUCGGCGGACUACGCUACCGGGAGCAGAUCUACAACAGCACCGUCACGCAGAUGAGCGCAUGUCUUCUCAGCCUUAGCGUCAUCAGCUUGGUGCUGCCGACUGCUUUCCAUGCCUCGUUCAAGGACUCCCAGGUCGCCGACGACCAGUCGCUCAAGAUUAGCCGCGGCACCAGCAUCAUCCUGCUGCUGGUGUACGGAAUCUACCUCCUCUUCCAACUCAUGUCGCACGCGUAUAUGUACGAGUCGACUCCGCAGCACAUCAUCGACGAGGAGUCGACGCCGGGGCCGGCCGCUGGCUGGCUCGACUCGUCGAGCUCUGACAGCAGCUCGUCGAGCGACUCGGACUCGUCCGACUCUGACCGCUCGCGCGAGACCAUGUCAAAGCGGAUGCGGCGGGUCAUGCGCGGUAACCGGCGCCGAAAGUCGAGCGUUAUCUCAAUGGACACCAGCGAGGGCGUCAUGGCGGGCCCUACGCGCACGCCGUCGUUCGGCACCACCGACGUACCCGUAGUUGACGAGCCCCCGUCGGAGGAGUCGUCGUUCCGGCCGCGCCUCUUCCCACGCUUCAGCGGCGGCGUGCUGGACGGCAGCGAGGAGGCGGUCGACGACGAAAAAUCGCACCGCCACGGCCGCCGGCGCCACCACCGGCGGUCGCUGCGGCGGCACCGCAAGCACAAGGCCCACAAGCACCGCCACGGCGACCCGCAGGAGUUUGUGGGCCCGCAGACGAUCGAGGAGAACGUCGAGGUGCAGACCAAGACGUCGCUGCCGGCGCCCGGCGAGCCGCGGCGCGUCGACUUUGCGCUCGCGAGCACGGCGUCGCACGACGAGGGCACGGUUGAGGUCGUGCCGGUGCGCAGUCCGUUCACAGGCCUGCGCACCAUCUCGCUGCGGCCCGUGGCCAAGAGCUUGGCGCCGUCUGUCUUCAUCCACCCACCCGAUGCGGCUAUGCCGGCGCCGCCUAUGGGCCCCGUGCCGCGCGUCCGUUACGGCAUCCGCCGCACCAACUCGCUGCCGGACCGGCUGAACCAGUACUACCGCCCGCCGGGCGCCAUGAUGCCGUCGCAGAUCCCGCUAACGGCGACGGUGGGCACGGCGGCUAAGGAUGACGACGUCCACGCGAACGCGCUGUCGCGAACCAGCGCCGUACUCCUGCUGCUCGUAUCGACGGGCCUCGUAGCCGUGUGCGCCGAGUUCAUGGUGGACUCGAUCACGGGCCUGGUCAAGACGACCAGCAUUGGCGAGAUCUUCAUUGGCCUCAUUGUGCUACCCAUUGUCGGGAACGCGGCCGAGCACGUCACGGCGAUUACGGUAGCCAUGAAGAACAAGAUGGACUUGGCCAUCGGCGUCGCCGUCGGCAGCUCGAUCCAGAUUGCCCUCUUCAUCACGCCCCUUAUUGUUAUUAUCGGCUGGGCCAUGGGGCGCGAGAUGACGCUCUACUUUACGCUGUUCGAGACUGUGUGUCUGUUUGUCUCGGCCUUUAUUACAAACUUCCUGGUGCUGGACGGCCGUAGCAACUACCUCGAGGGCGCCCUGCUCCUUGCCACGUAUGUGAUUAUCAGCCUUGUAGCGUUCUUCUACCCGAGCCCAGAAGAUGCGAGCUCGUUUGGUGCCUAAGACGGGGCGGGAGAAGGGUGAUGGGUGGCAGGACGGAAAGGGCCGGGCGGGGCCGUGUCUCGAAAAAGGGGCUAUCAUGUGACGGCGUCUCUGGGACUGGCCACCCGGAUUAAGCGGAGGCUAUAUUUACUUUCUUGCAGCUUGCCGGCCAUCAGAUUGUCCAGCCGGCGGCUAUACUUUGGUGUGUUUGUUUAUUCGAGCCUCGGCCCCUAUUGUGGGGCCGAGGCUGUCUGUUACUUCCCGGCCGCAGCGACCGCCCGGUGAGAGGUGGCCGUCUACUGGCUUUGCGGGAUGACCGAGCGUCUAAAAUAACACGCUCUUUAUGCUCUGACUGAGUUUGCUACCUGGCCUGAUCCGUGCAGCUGGUGUGUUUGUGUCUCGG
Messenger RNA from Lasiosphaeria miniovina, 2893 nucleotides. RefSeq names its product Sodium/calcium exchanger protein-domain-containing protein. The transcript has 6 exons. The coding region runs from base 121 to 2511 and encodes 796 amino acids. Gene Ontology annotation, cellular component: membrane. Gene Ontology annotation, molecular function: calcium:proton antiporter activity. The record is from RefSeq and is a predicted model, not a curated record. Lineage: Eukaryota; Fungi; Ascomycota; Sordariomycetes; Sordariales; Lasiosphaeriaceae. Gene Ontology annotation, biological process: calcium ion transmembrane transport; intracellular calcium ion homeostasis.